AUGGUUCACUUCUCUACUAUUGCCCUGGCAUUGGCCAGUGUUCUUCCUCAGCUGACCCAAGCAACUGGAUUGAAUACCGCUGCUGUUGCAAAGGGAAAGCUAUACUUCGGAUCAGCCACCGAUAACCCUGAGUUGACUGAUGCUCCGUACCUUGCCCAAUUGAGCAAUACCGAUGACUUUGGUCAAAUUACACCCGGCAAUGCGCAGAAGUGGGAUUCGACUGAGCCUUCUCAAAACACCUUCUCCUAUACCAAAGGAGAUGUCGUUGCCAACCUUGCUGCUGCUAAUGGUCAAAAGCUGCGGUGCCAUACUCUAGUUUGGCAUAGCCAAUUGCCCAACUGGGUCUCAAGCGGCACCUGGACCAACGAGACUCUGAUUGCUGCCAUGAAGAACCAUAUCACCAACGUGGUGACUCACUACAAAGGCAAAUGUUAUGCUUGGGAUGUUGCCAACGAAGCUCUUAACGAGGACGGCACCUAUCGUAACAGUAUCUUCUACCAAACCAUCGGCGAGGCAUACCUCCCCAUCGCGUUUGCAGCUGCUGCUGCCGCAGACCCAGAUGUCAAGCUCUACUACAACGAUUACAACAUCGAGUCUGCCGGCUCCAAGGCAACAGGAGCCCAAAGAAUCAUCAAGCUCGUGCAGCAGUAUGGAGCCAAGAUUGACGGUGUCGGCCUCCAGGCACACUUUAUUGUCGGAAGCACCCCUAGCCAGAGCGCGCAGACCAGCAACUUGGCUGCAUUCGCAGCCCUGGGAGUCGAAAUUGCCUACACUGAACUUGACAUCCGCAUGACUCUGCCAUCAACUGAUGCCUUGCUUGCUAAGCAGUCAAGCGAUUACCAAAAUACCGUUGCGGCGUGCAUGGCAAACACUAAGUGUGUUGGUAUUACUAUCUGGGACUACACUGACAAGUACUCUUGGGUGCCUAGCACCUUUUCUGGUCAGGGUGCUGCCCUUCCAUGGGAUGCGAACCUGGCGAAGAAGCCGGCCUAUGCGGGUAUCUUGACUGCCCUGGGUGUUACAUCUGGCACUACUACUACUACAUUGGUUACUACCACAACUACUGCCAGCUCUGGUGGUGCUACUGGCGCCCCUCUCUAUGGACAGUGUGGUGGCUUGAACUGGACUGGAAGCACAACCUGCGCAAGUGGAACCUGUACAUAUGCUAGCGAAUGGUACUCACAGUGCCUGUAG
Penicillium vulpinum is the source of this 1194-nucleotide messenger RNA. Its product is annotated as putative endo-1,4-beta-xylanase. The coding region runs from base 1 to 1194 and encodes 397 amino acids. The transcript has 5 exons. The record is from RefSeq and is a predicted model, not a curated record. Gene Ontology annotation, cellular component: extracellular region. Gene Ontology annotation, molecular function: hydrolase activity, hydrolyzing O-glycosyl compounds; cellulose binding. Lineage: Eukaryota; Fungi; Ascomycota; Eurotiomycetes; Eurotiales; Aspergillaceae. Gene Ontology annotation, biological process: carbohydrate metabolic process.